CUUCAAUAUAAACGACUUAAUUAGUUCAGCUCUUAACCACACCCGUAUCAUAUUUAGAAUUCUUAGUGCGGCAAUAGCUAGUAUGGCUCUCAAUCAAGAUCUCUCUUUACCAAAGACGGCCCCAAAUAACAACCAACAUCGUGCCACUGCGGGAGAAAGCUAUGCGCAAGCCGUCUACUCAAUCCUCCCCCUUGACUUGAGCACUCUAGACGAUUUAGUAAGCCGACUAAACGCAGCCGAAGAGAUCGAGCCCGGGACUUGUAAACUAGCUCCUAAAUACGACUUCGCUAACCGCCCACUUCGCGACAUCUACGACUACCACAUCCAGCUCCGCGACCAGGACCACUCAGUCCACCCCCUUUACUUCAUCGUAGCCAUUGAUGCUGAUUACAAGGGAAACGGCGUACUAGUCGUGCACCUCCACACGGGCCAAGACGGAGAGGAAGACCGCGUCGACAAGGCCCGGUGUAGCGUGGACUGGGCCGCGAGCUGGGGCUUGAACCUCGACAUUGGUAACAUGUCUUGGGAGGACCUCAAGGAGGAAGAAGCGGAGGAGUGGGGCGACAAAGCCAUGCCUUGGACGCCGGAGUCUAACCAGCCUAAGCAGCCGGAUGCUGCGCCGCCCCGGUUCCAAUAUGCUUGCUUCAGUCUAGUCGAGAACGCACUAGACCUCCCGGAAAAGCUCCAGCCCAAUUAUUACAGCACGCCCGUAGAACACAGACGCGUGAUCCUAGGCGGGAACUACUCCACCACCGGCGGGUUACCCGAAGUCACACGCCUAUUCCCGUGGUUCUGCAAAUCCCACCCGGAGACUCACAGACAUAUGGCCAUUGUAGCCGACAAUCCCGACUUCGAAGCCGACGACGCCGUGAAGCUUCUGCGUUUCGACUGGGACGGCAAUGUAGACGCACAUGACGAUGCCGGAAUCACCAGGUUGGACCUUGAGUAUGAGACGGUCAAAGCAGUUGCUGUUGGUAAAGCGGUUGCGGAGUUGGAUCGGUACUGUCGAGAUUUCGGGCUGCCUCGGGCGGAAGGAUAGGUCUUGGAUAGGCGAUUAUGUAGGCCUAUACGGUGGACUGAUGGGGAGAUCUGGUUCGUGUAGCUUUGUUUGUUGGUAGUUCGGUCUCGCUAUAGCUUGGUAGGUUGGGCGUUUGCUACCAACAUACAUCCCUUGUAUCCCCGGUCACGGACAUCUCACCGGAAGGGAUAUAAGUGAAACCUCUCCAUGUGAAAAUAUAUUACUAGUACUUAGAUAGUUACCUACCUCUCUAUUAGGGAGAGGGAUAUAAUAGUUUCUUCUUUUAGUAGUAAGUCGAUG
Messenger RNA from Daldinia loculata, 1318 nucleotides. RefSeq lists its product as uncharacterized. The transcript has 2 exons. NCBI's taxonomy places the organism in Eukaryota, Fungi, Ascomycota, Sordariomycetes, Xylariales, Hypoxylaceae. The record is from RefSeq and is a predicted model, not a curated record. Bases 83 to 1039 code for a protein of 318 amino acids.